Penicillium soppii is the source of this 4698-nucleotide messenger RNA. RefSeq names its product CCR4-NOT core ubiquitin-protein ligase subunit MOT2. The transcript has 5 exons. Lineage: Eukaryota; Fungi; Ascomycota; Eurotiomycetes; Eurotiales; Aspergillaceae. Gene Ontology annotation, cellular component: CCR4-NOT complex. Gene Ontology annotation, molecular function: ubiquitin-protein transferase activity; nucleic acid binding. The record is from RefSeq and is a predicted model, not a curated record. Gene Ontology annotation, biological process: protein ubiquitination. Bases 1 to 4698 code for a protein of 1565 amino acids.
AUGUCUGGCCUUUCAUUGAUCGACUCCGUCAUUGACGACGAUGAUGAAUUCUGCCCCCUUUGCAUUGAAGAAUUUGACCUCUCUGAUAAGAAUUUCAAGCCAUGCCCUUGUGGAUAUCAGAUUUGUCAAUUCUGUUACAACAACAUCAAGACCCAGAACGAAGAAGGUCGAUGCCCAAACUGUCGGCGUGGAUACGAUGAAAGUACUAUCCAGUACAAGAUACCUGACGCCGAAGAGUUCAAAGCAGACUUGGCAUUGAAGCACCGCAAGGCGGCUGCGGCGAAGAAGAAGGAAGCUGAACGGCGUGAAAUCGAAGCCUCCAGUCGGAAGAAUUUGGCCGGUGUGCGGGUGGUCCAAAAGAACCUGGUUUACGUUAUCGGCCUGAACCCUACGAUUCGCGACGAGAACCAACUCCUUCAAACCCUCCGUGGACGCGAAUACUUCGGUCAAUAUGGCGAAAUCGAGAAAAUUGUGGUUAGCAAGGCAAAGCCCGGUGGCAACCCCAACCAAGGCAUUGGUGUCUAUGUGACUUUCUCUCGCAAAAUCGACGCGGCGACGUGUAUAGGCGCGGUGGAUGGCUCCGGGAACGGCGAUCGCGUUCUCCGAGCGCAAUACGGAACCACCAAAUAUUGCUCAUCUUUCCUUCGGAAUGAACAGUGCAACAACCGGAAUUGCACGUUCCUCCACGAGACUGGUGAAGACAGCGACAGCUACAGCCGCCAAGACUUGUCAUCCAUGAACACGAUCUCUACUCCACGUCAAACCCUACCACCUACUCCUUCUCAUGUGCGGACUGCCCAACCGAUCUCCCAUCCUAUGCGCCGGCAGCCGAGCAAAGAUGAGUCGAUCAGCAGUCGCUCUGGUGUUCCAGAUGGCCCCGCUCUUCCGUCUUCUGCUAGCUGGGCCAAUAAGGAUGUCGCAUUCCACCGAACGAGAAGGGCUAGUCUCACUGGCAGUCAGGCGUCCAACAGUCCACGGCCUGCGAGCGUCAAUGUUGCUACUCCUGUUGAGGAGCCAAAACGCGCUGAUAAACCGUCUCCGAUUUCUCAAGAAGCCCCACAAUCUCCCACACAUACGGAACCUCAAUCUCCGGAUUCGCAGCCCCAACCUCGCCCUACAACUCAACACCCCAAACAACCAUCACCAUUUGAUAACCUGUUGAAAGACAUCAACUCCCCCGACUUCAGAUUUUCGUUCAGUACAGCCGAACUCACUGCCGAAGAAGUCAAAUUGAUCAAGGAUUACCCAUCCUUUAUCGAUCCAUAUGGCGGGGUGAAGCGCCGAGCAAUGCGCGAGAAGGUCGAACUGGAGCGCCUAAGCCGCGAGCACGAGCUGCUCCAGUCUGUCGCAGCCGAAGAGGAUAGCCGUGAAGCCGGUAGCCUUCAAUUGGGCGGUGAGCCCGAAGACGCCAACAUUCCACGUGGUCGCCAAUCUCGUGACUUUCAUGGUGCCAUCCAGCCUCCUUCGCAGCAGGAUACUGCAGAAAACUCAACUGUUGGAUCCCCUGUCUCUGCAACAAGCCACCAGUUUCAAGGUCUGAAUCUUGCUGGUCGAAGCUUGACCCCCCUUCAGCAGCAGCAACUUAUGUUACUCAAAUCCGCCGGUAACCAACAAGCUGGCUUGUCUGACCCUCUGAGCUCUGCUGCUCUGGACCAAGCUGCUCAAGUCCGCCAGGGGCUUCUUCACAACCAGAUGGCACAAUUCAACGCGCUGCAGGCAGCACAGAGCCGACAGUCUUCUCGAUUUUCAUUCAAUGAAGCCGGUUCAAAGAAUAUGCCCAAUGCACGUAUUUUGGGUCAGAUGCAAUCUUCAUCUCCCAACCCCCUCUCCGCUCCAAGCCCUCAACAUAGCCUCGCAGGCAAUUUUUAUGCCAGUGGUGUGCAGGGCCCCCCGCCUGGAUUGAAGACUGCUGGUACGCCUCCGAUCAGUGGCGGUGGAAUGUUCGCCCAAGGCCAUGGCUUCACAUCUGGGCUUGGUAGUAAUGGAGCAAAGCAAGAUGCGACCCAGGACUUGAUGCGCGAGCUAAUGCGUGGACGAACUGGAACCAAUGGUAGUAGUGGUAAUGGUGGUCUACAGGGCCAGGAGGCGGCUAAGCGUGAGUUCAUGUUUCCUUUUCUUCAACAGCACAAUACCCCUACCCCACCCCCCAUGACUCCCGCCAACGGCCUUCUUGGCUCUUUCUACGGGUCCCAGACAGGUGCAAUGCCUGACUCUGGUGGUCAACAGAAACAGAAGAAGAAGGGAAGGAAGCAGAGACACGCUAACACUUCCUCCGGUGGAGGUGGUGUAGUAGAUCUUGCGGACCCGAGCAUUUUGCAAGCGAGAAUGCACCAGGUCGGUGCGACUGCUACUGCUGGGCAAACGUUGUACGGGAGUCAGGGUCAAGUCGCCCGGGCGUUCUCCCCAACCGGGUGGUUUGUUUUUAUCUUGCCUACCCUCCGUCACCUGCCCAUUCACGCAUUAUCACACAUCGCUUUCUUUCUCCAGAAGUUUACUGACCCCAAGUCUCUAGUGAGUGAGGAUUUUCCUCCGCUCGGUGAUAAGUCCAAAGAUUUGCGUACGGUUGACAGCUUUGGCUUUCUGAAGUCACAGCUGCCUCACGAGUCAGCGGCUCGUGCUGGCACUCCGACUCUGCCACCUGGUCUGCCGUUACCUCAAGCUCAUCCGUCAUCUUCUGUCUUUCAGGAACAAAUAGGUUCCUCCAAACCCUCAUCCCCUGCUCCAAUCUUGCCGCCAGGGUUGACACCCAACAUCUCACGACUCAACAGCCCAUCUCACAACUGUGACGACAACCAAUCCCGUCCACUGAGCCCUGAACUCACUGUUGGAGGCCCGUUGACCUCGACUCGAGUCAAGGACGCUUCUCAGAUAUCAUUCGGAUCGCCUGUUCAAAAGUCGGCAACCAAGGCUCGCAACCAACGAAAGAGUGAAUUCAAUAUUGGUGCCGAUUUCAAGGAUAUGUCCAUCAAAUCAUUGAACCAAUCACAGCCAAGCUCUACUGCAACGAAGGGCAGCCCACUCGACUUUGGGGCGGCACUGGCCAGCUCUAUCAAAUCCGAACAGGCUCCGGUGAUCCCUGGUCCGGUCUCUGCAACUGAGUCACAGCCCGUUACACCUCAGAUUAUCGCACCUCGGUUGUCUGAUUCUCCUGCCCCCCGACAGCCUCGCGUUCUGCGCGUUGUGGAAACCCCAAAGGUCGAAACUCCACCCGUUAUGACCACGCCCUCUGGACCCGCAUCUGUCGCUGGUGGCAUCAGGACACGGUCCAGAAGGCAGAGCAUCUCUUCCAACAGCAUCCCCGACACUCCUGCUGAUGCUGCAUCUGAAGCUGAUUACUAUCCGUCCACAUCCGUUUCUCGCGCAAAUUCUCCACCCGCCGCUUCUCGUAUCGGCUCUGCCCCAGUUCGCUCCAUGACCAAGAGUCAAGUCAAGAAGGAGAGAAAGCAGAAAGCCAAAGAGGCUGAGGCUAAGAAGGUAGAAACUGCAUCCGUCAGCGAGGAACCUGUCCAAGCACCGAUCAUGGGCCGAAAGCGCAAGACCAAGAAGGCCCCUACCCCUACUCCUAUCCCGAGUGUGGCCCCGGCGAAACCAGCACCCCCUAUUAUGCCCGAACCCGCGAGUCCGGUGAAACCCACACCCACUUCUCCAAUCAAAACUGAAACCAAAGUGAAUACCACUAAAAAGCCGAAAGUCAGGGAGGUCGAGCCUGUCAAAGAACCGACUCCUCCACCUGUCGAAGAGCCACCCCUUCCAAAAGAGGUUCCCGUGGAGCCAUGGCGCUCUAAUAACACCGUGGAGCAGUUGUUGAAAGACUCCGAAGCCAGUGGAAGGAGUGUCAAGGAUCUCUUCAUGGAACGGACCAAGCCUCUUCACGAAUUACUAGCUGAGAUGCACAAGUCCGGCGAACUUGACCUCAACAAGAGUUCACUGUUUAACCCCAGCAAUCUCAAUCAGCGCACGGAUAUGAAGUGCAAUGCAGAUGACUACGAGCUUCUUCAACGUCCCACUGAGCUGAACAUGGCGGACCGUAGAGCACUCGUUCGCGGAGAGCCGCUUAGAUUCGGAGGGGAUAGUCUCAAGACCCGAUGUCUUAUCACACCCCGCGGCUGUGUGCUUCGCCACCUCGACCCCGAGGAAGAGGAGCGGUACCUUGAGCUGGAGAAGAGGUCGGGGGGGAUCGCAGAUCCUAUCAUGAUCGGCGACGAUUCAAGUAACUACGGUGGAGGUCUGGACGCGCUCUUCGCGAAUCCAGAGAAAUUCAAUAUCUGCUGGUUCGAUGAUCCGCCCACUCAACCGGGUGCUACAUCCCCGACAUCUUCCCUUGAAGCUACGGAAGCCGGAAUUCCACCAAACGUGCUCUCCGCCAUGGAGGCAGACAGCACCCGCAAUCACGACUGGGCUGUCGCCAACUCCGCUGAACUGCUCAACACCACCCCAGCUGCCGUGCGAUCCUUUGCUGCAGUCACUGCUCAGCACAUGCUUGGUAACCCGACCAUGCUUGGUGCCAACCCAACUCUUGAUGACAUUGCCGGCUUGACUAAUGAAGAGCUGAGGGAUCUAUCUGCUCGUUCGCAAAAAGAUCUUGAGCGCAGCCGAAAGGACGUCGAUUCACUAGACAAAAAGUUUGCCGGUCUCCUUCGCCGGAACAAGAAGCUCCAACAGCAGGCGCUGGCCCUGGCAGCUGAGUCGGACGUCUGA